Molecule: messenger RNA, 1488 nt
Organism: Mesorhabditis belari
Lineage: Eukaryota; Metazoa; Nematoda; Chromadorea; Rhabditida; Rhabditidae
Source: the annotation of a GenBank genome assembly
AUGAGCGACUCGAUGGAGACGUUGAAAACGAAAGAAUGGGAUGAAAUUCAGCAAGAGAAUGAUGACCCGGAAAUGCAAUUUGAUCCGAUAAUAACUCAGGGAAAUGACUUUGGCAAUCAGGGGAUGAUCGAAGAGAGUUUUGUGAUCGAACAUUAUCAGCAACCACAGAUUUUGAGCGUCGAGAGUUACGAAGAACCGAAUGAGAAUGUUUUUGAGGGAAAUUUUGAUAAUAGGGAGGAAGAGGAAGAGGAAGAGAAAGAGGAAGAGGAAGAGAUGGUUGAAGAUGAUGGGGAAGAACCGGAAGAAACCACUUCGGAUCAUGAAAACGAAACUUCUGCCGACCUUGAACAAAAUGUUCUUAAUGUGGAAGAAAAUGUACAAGAACAACAGAUGGAGAACUCUUCAAAGAUUGAGGGAAAUGAUGAAAACGAACCAAUUCAGACAAAAGAAGAGAACGCUGAGGCAAGCUUGAGCAAUCAAAUUUCACAGAUCGACCCUUCAAAUGUGUGUGUAGAGAAACCACCAAAACUUCAACAACUAAACGCAAACGUCGAGAAGAAACAAGCAACAGAAGAACAGACAAAAACGAAAUCUCAAAUUCGACCGCCACAAAUAAAGCCAAGUCCAGCAAAAACAAAAACCGCGCCCAAGGAGAAGACACCUAGCAACUCAAAGGCCGAGGCGGCCAGAAUGCCUACAUCUAGUUCGGCUCGAUCCAGCCGAUCACAGUCUCAGUCGAGAACACCGCUUUCUGGAACGCCGAGAAGCGGUGUGCCCAGCUUGCCAGCAACUCCGAAACUCAGUCAGAAGUAUCAAAAUGUGCAAAGCCGAGUCACCUCAAAAACAUCUCAUUCGCCCGGUGGUGGGAAUGUGCAAAUUUUUGAUGAAAAGCGUCGAUACAGUGCUUCGUCUAAAGUCGGCUCUUUACAAAACGUCAAUCACAAACCAGGUGGCGGCAAUGUGAAAGUAGAGACGGCAAAGUUGAACUUCAAAGAGAUUGCAAAGCCGCGUAUUGAGGCCCGAUCUGAGCAUGUGGCUGUACAAAGUGAAAAAAAGAUUGCCUCUCAAAAACUUCAAUGGAACGCUCAGAGUCGGAUUGGCUCCAUGGAAAACGCGACACACAAAGCUGGUGGCGGAAAUGUAAAGAUUUUCAACGAAAAAAUCGAUCUCACGAAAGCCGCGUCGCGGGUCGGCUCAAUGGAAAACGCGACACAUAAAGCAGGAGGUGGAAAUGUAAAGAUAUUCAAUCAAAAAGUCGACACCGCGAGUGCCACGUCGAAAGUCGGCUCUCUUGAAAAUGCUGCUCAUACACCUGGUGGCGGAAAUGUUUUGAUUGAGGAUCGUAAACUCGAUUUCUCGCGUAAUGCACGCUCAAAAAUCGCCUCAACUUCACCUGGCGGCUCUGCUGGCAUGUCGAGAGGAUCAAGUGAACGAUCGAUGCCGGGAGCAGUGGAUCCAUUAAGAGCUGAACAAAUUCUCGGACCUGCU